UGUGCACAUACAAAAUGAUCACCUCCAAUGCAGACGAACCUAUCGGUCACAGUCUCUCAGAUAAGCCAGAAAACAUGGAUAGCUAUUGAGAGAUGUGGAAUGCGGGAAUGAAAGCCGAGUCCCCAGGCGAAGAUGAGGGCUGAGCCUUAUAUCAAGAAAAGCAGGUAAAGUAUCGCAGCAGAAAUACUACUUCAAGGAUUUGUUUGUGGAAAAUGGGCUACAAUAGGAAACAAGCUGGCAAUGCCACAGGAGUAAAAACUUGAGGAACGAAUGCCAUCUCGUUUUCUCACCGCAAGCUUCAUCCCCUCUGUCCACACCUCUAGCUGUCUUCUCCGCGCGCAAUAUCCUAACACCCGCUUUUUAAGGCGUUGAAUGACGUCCGUGAACCUAUUGGAAAUACGAUCCAUACACUUUUGACAUGGACGAUUUCCACACCACCACACACCACGCACAGCGGGGCUCUGUCCGCUGUAAAUAUAUCGCCUUUAUCAUUUGACAUCCUCUUUUUUUCCUCCUCCCUACCUUCCAUACUUCAUCUGGGAAACUCUUCUUCCCAACCGUGCUCCUUUGAAGCCUUCGCAUACUCUCUUCGAGCGCCUGUCUAUCUCAAUACAAACGCUCUGUAAAAGUAAAACUUUCAGUCUUUGGUCGAUCCAACUAGUUGAUCCAAUAAGUUACUCAACAUGUUCCCUUGGGUAAAGAAAAUCAAGCAGGCUUUUGAUCAUCACGACUCUCAAGCCAACAGGAAGAUCCCGCCGUUGGCACCUUAUGGCGCCUAUGUUGAUCCAUUCUACGCCUCUCCAGCCACCACUGUGCGACUCUCACGAAGCAGCGAGGACAAUCCAGCAUUCCCAGCUGAAUUCCAGCUGAGCACCCCUCCUCGACGACCUUACUCUCAUGGCAAAAGCUACUCGUCUCCCCCAGGCAGUCAGACUUCGCCUACAGCACCUCUCUUACCCUACAGCAGGCUCCCUGACCUUACUUCCACAAAAUCCGCCGGCCCUUAUCAAACUUACACCGCCACUCGAAACCACCCAAGCGGCUAUGAGCUGGUUGACGAACCUAUCUCUACUACUUUUAAUAUAUCUGCGCUUUCACCUACUGAAACCGUCACUUCAAUCCCCGAGACUCCACUCCUUACGCCUACGACAGACGCUCCCUUCUUUGCCCCUCUUAAUAUUGAUUGGGUAAGAUCUAUCGUUGAACAGGCCAAAGAAACUAGUGCUGGCAUCCCUCCUGGUUCUAGCAAAGACGCGUCUCUUCACCUUAAAAAUCGAUCCUUUACCGUCCCUGAGAUCACUAUAACCGAUGAUAACAAGCCUGGGACUCAACAGAGCAUUUAUACCUUGUAUGAUUUUGGCUGGCUUCUUGACUAUAUUGGUAUCGAUCGACCUCUUUCCCAUUUCCCCCCUUCUGUUUCGACCAAAGCUUCAUUAGACCCUUCCCAGGUUAAGGCCGUCGAGCUAUUCAUCAAGUCUGCCAGGAACACCCUUGCUAGAUCUGGAUCCAAGAUGGGAAUUGAUAAUCCCCCCUUAACUACUGCGGAUGGUGUGCAUAUCAUCGAUAAACUCAAAAAACUCGAGCAGUUUUUCCGUCACGACAGCUCCAUCUGCACCGACGGUGAGACCACUCUUCGAGAUGAUACGAAGUAUAACAAGUUGCCUCCUCACGAUGGCCCGAUUGAUGUACCUGUUUCCAUGUUUGGCAACACGAUCUGUAUGUCUGCGACUCUCUCUUCGCAGACGCGAGAGAAAUAUAAACAGCCGGCAUAUGCAGACUCGACCAUGUCACCUCCACAGUACAAAGCUGAAAGGGAUAUCACAGAAAAAGGAGACACCAGGUGUAUCGAAAACGAGGACGAAUUCGUUGAGAUUGUGCUUGAUUCUGAUAAAAUCCAAUCUGCCGAAUGGAGCAUCAUAGACGAAACCACCAUCGUCAACGACUCUAACGAUACAGUUGCCCUUUCGGAAUCUUAUGAACGUCUCGUAAAACGACCUCGCCCUCCCGUCCCCGUCCAAUCCAUCCGCGUUUCCCAAUGGCCCCGGGUCUUCGAUUCUCAAUAUCUCGCUCGGCCCACUGAAUGGAAACCAUACCAGAUGGAAGUCGCUCCCUUACCUCGUUCCUCCGAAUCAGAUAUUGCCCGCGAACAUCCUCGACCGGCCCGUCGGCAAUCUCCCCUUCUCAUCACUUGCUUUAUCCUAGGAUUCUUCAUGCCCUUCAUUUGGAUCAUUGGCGGAUGGUUCAUCAACCCCUCGAAACCUCGGCCUAAGCCGGCAUUUAUUGAUUUUGAGACUGGCGUAUCCUUUGUACUUCCUUCAACCAAUGUUGAGGAGACUAAACUCCCAUGGUAUACUCAUUCUCAUCCUAUGAUCCGAGCUUGCCGUUAUGCUGUAAUUAUUGGCGCCCCUUCUAUUACUUUGAUGGUGGUCACCUUUAUCAUCAUGUUCACCGUCGUGCAUUAGUAUACUGCUUUUCUUUCUUCUUGGAUCUUGCCACUCUUGAGGAUGCUUCUCACUGAAUGACGGAUCAAUCGAGUAAUGGAUGUAUAUGUAAUGACACGCUCUUCAUUGCAGCUGCCAUAGAUAGUGAAGA
This is a messenger RNA of Cryptococcus deneoformans JEC21, 2592 nucleotides long. RefSeq lists its product as hypothetical. NCBI's taxonomy places the organism in Eukaryota, Fungi, Basidiomycota, Tremellomycetes, Tremellales, Cryptococcaceae. Bases 684 to 2462 code for a protein of 592 amino acids. The transcript has 4 exons. The record is from RefSeq and is a predicted model, not a curated record.